UCUUGAUGGUCAUUUAUUCACAUUUCAGCCAUGAGCGGAUGUCCGUAUUUUCAGAGGAAAUUCUUGUCAACUAGUAAGCAGCAUCUGAAAGAAGAGGAGAAUGAUGAAGCUCAGACUGGAAUUAACAAAGCCAGCAAAGGAGGUCUGAUCUAUGGAGACUAUCUGCAGCUGGAUAAAAUAGUGACAUCUCAGGUGCUUCAAAGUGAGCUGAAGGGAAACAAGAUCCAUGACGAACAUCUGUUCAUCGUCACACAUCAAGCAUAUGAACUGUGGUUUAAGCAGGUUUUGUGGGAGCUGGACUCAGUCAGAGAAAUCUUCAUUAGCGGACAUGUACGAGACGAGCGAAACAUGCUUAAAGUCAACACUCGCAUACACAGGAUUGUGAUGAUAUUUCGACUGUUGCUUGACCAGUUCGCUGUUCUGGAAACCAUGACGGCCUUAGACUUCUAUGACUUCAGGGAGUAUCUCUCACCAGCUUCAGGCUUCCAGAGUUUGCAGUUUCGACUGCUGGAGAACAAGAUUGGGGUCCCGCACAACCAGAGGGUGCCGUACAACAGAAGGCAUUACAGGGACAAUUUCCGAGACCAGGAGAGUGAGCUGCUCCUCCACUCAGAGCAGGAGCCCACGCUGCUUCAGUUAGUUGAGCAAUGGCUAGAGAGAACGCCAGGCUUGGAGGAAGACGGCUUCAAUUUUUGGGGGAAGCUGGAAAAAAAUAUCUUUGAGGGGCUCAGGAGAGAGAAAGAACAUAUUGAGCAAAAACCAGCCUCGGAGAGGAAGGAGGAGAUGCUGGCCGAGCUCAUUAAGCAGAGGGACAUUUUCUUAUCGCUCUUUGAUGAAAAAAGGCAUGAUCACCUAGUAAGCACAGGUCAGAGGAGGCUGUCUUAUAAAGCACUGCAGGGAGCUCUGAUGAUCUACUUCUACAGGGAGGAGCCUAGAUUUCAGGUUCCUUUCCAGCUGCUGACAUCUCUGAUGGACAUCGAUACCCUCAUGACCAAAUGGAGAUACAACCAUGUGUGUAUGGUGCACCGGAUGAUUGGCAGUAAAGACGGCACAGGUGGCUCAUCGGGCUAUCAGUACCUGCGCUCCACUGUCAGUGAUCGCUACAAGGUGUUUGUGGAUCUGUUUAACCUGGCCACGUUCUUGAUUCCGCGAGACUGGGUGCCCAAACUGGACCCAAGUGAACACACCUUCCUGUACAUGGCUGAAUGUUGCGACAGCUCCUACUGCAGCAGCAGUGAUGAUUCUGACUAAACAGAUGGAGGAAUGAGGAGAAGAUGGACAGUGUUUGCAGACAGAGUACAAAAGAAUACAAAAACAGCUUCAAAACUCACAAGUCUACCCAUAUUUUUUUAAGAUGGUAGAAUGAGAGGGAGUAAAGCGGUGCUGAUUAUACAGAUGUUGUAUACAAAUGUCUAUAUCAGUCAGACUGUUGAUGCACUUGUGUAUAUACUGUCAAUAUAAUGUAAUAUUCUGAAAUUUACUGUGUGUAUGAACUGAAUAAUAACUGUAAAUUGUAAAUAAAGAGUAUACAUAUAUACA
Molecule: messenger RNA, 1539 nt
Organism: Danio rerio (zebrafish)
Lineage: Eukaryota; Metazoa; Chordata; Actinopteri; Cypriniformes; Danionidae
Gene: tdo2a
Product: tryptophan 2,3-dioxygenase a
Biological process (GO): L-tryptophan catabolic process
Molecular function (GO): metal ion binding; heme binding; L-tryptophan 2,3-dioxygenase activity
Source: RefSeq, marked provisional